CCCUUUCGGCACCACACGCUCACAUCAGGUUUGGUUCAGAGUGUGAGUUCCAGGAGCCAGGGGUAGACAAAAUGAGGGCUGCGCUGCUAUUCUUGGUGACGGCCUGCUGUCUCGGGGUCCUCCUCCCUGCCGGGGCUUCGCAGGUGGAGAAGCCCCUGCCCCAGGUAGACGGGGUCCUUCAACUGACCAAGUCUGACUUCGACAAGGCACUGAAGAAAUCCACGCAGCUACUGGUGCACUUCUCCGCCCCUCUCUCUGGGGACGGGCAGCGGGUUAGCGCGGCCUUCCAAGAGGCGGCGGCAGAGCUCCAGGGGUCAGGGGUCACCAUGGCCACCGUGGACGUGUCCAAGGACAAAGAUCUGGCCAAGCAGCUCAACGCCAGCGGCCCCCCGCCCAUCAGACUCUACAUCAACGGGGACAAGCACACUCCCGUGGUCUGCCCUGUGCCAAAGAACGCCGCCUCCAUUUUGACUUGGCUGAAGAGGAGGGCGGGGUCAGCGGCCGACCUGCUCACGGAUUUCAGCCAAUCAAAGGACUCUGAGGAAUUGCUUGUGGUUGGAUUCUUCAAGGACAUUGCCAGUGGCUACGCUGAUGUCUUCUAUGCGGCAGCGGUGGAUCUGCCAGAUGUUAGCUUUGCCAUCACUCACGACGAAAAGCUGAUCAGCAAAUAUGACAUCACACAUGAUGUCGUUCUCCUGCUUAAUAAGUCCAGGGUGGUGGAGGCGUACAAGAUGGCGCCGAAGACUUCUAAAGGAGAUCUGAUCGCCUUUAUCACAGUGUACCAGAUGGAGGUAGUCACCGAGUACGACGGCCAGACUGCGGGUCAGAUUCUGACAGCUCCGGUACCCAACCACGCUCUGCUCUUCAUCAGCAAAAGCUCCAAGGAAUUCAAACAGAUCCACUCUGCCUUCCUCAGUGCUGCUCAGUCCUUCAGGUUAAAGGUGCUGUUCGUGAUGGUGAACGUAGAAGAGCCCCGCAACGGAAGGCUGUUGGAAUACUUCCGUGUCCGAGAGGGGGAAGCUCCGCUCAUCCGAUUGGUCAACUUGACUGACCAUGUGACCUACCAUCUACCAUCCGACAAGUUUGACACAGAAAUCAUCAAAACAUUCUGUCAGACCUAUCUAGAUGGCACAGCCCAGCCUAAGAUGCAGAGUGAGCCCAUCCCUGAGGGCUGGGACACUCAACCCGUGAAGCAGCUGGUCGGAUCGACUCUGGAGAAGGUGGCCUUCAACCCGGACAAGACCGCCUUCGUCCUGCUCUAUCUACCAUACAGUCAGAAGUCCCGCGCUCUCUUCCCCUUGUGGGAGGAGCUAGCCAAGGCGGUGGAGCACAGGGAGGACGUGGUCAUCGCCCGCAUCGACGCCUCGGCCAAUGACAUCAACCUGUCGAUGUACGGCUCCUACCCGGCCCUCCGCCUCUUCCCUGCACUGUUCGCCGAAAGGGUGGUGGAUUACACUGGCAAAGAGACGGUGAAGGACCUGGUAAAGUUUUUAGACAAGGAGAUGGAGAAAGCAAAGAAAUACAGAGUGAAGGAGGACGAAGACAGGAAAAAGUACAUUGAGGCGAUGAAAGCUGAAGACGCAAAAAAGGAUAAUAAAAGCAAAGACGAGCUCUGAGAACGAGAGGAGAAAAUAAAUAAUAGCCUAGUCUUGUUUGGCCUCUGUGUGUGUGUGCGUGCGUGUGUGCGUGUGCGUGUGUGUGCGCGUGUGUGCUCGCACGUGUGCAUGCAUGUGUCUGUAAUUCCUAUCUACAUUAUACCAAUCCAUGUAAUGAUUUGUAUCCAAUCGACUUCCAAAAGCCCUCUGCAAAAAUCAAUCCUAAUAAAAUCGUUUAGUUCCCAAA
This is a messenger RNA of Gadus macrocephalus (Pacific cod), 1842 nucleotides long. RefSeq lists its product as uncharacterized. The transcript has 11 exons. Bases 72 to 1616 code for a protein of 514 amino acids. The record is from RefSeq and is a predicted model, not a curated record. Gene Ontology annotation, cellular component: endoplasmic reticulum. Lineage: Eukaryota; Metazoa; Chordata; Actinopteri; Gadiformes; Gadidae. Gene Ontology annotation, biological process: response to endoplasmic reticulum stress; protein folding.